Molecule: messenger RNA, 196 nt
Organism: Diversispora eburnea
Lineage: Eukaryota; Fungi; Glomeromycota; Glomeromycetes; Diversisporales; Diversisporaceae
Source: the annotation of a GenBank genome assembly
UCCAUACUGAUAACCCUAUAUCUGAGUUACCAAAGGUUGACAUUGAGACUAGUUCCAAGAUAAGUAAUAGAAUCAAUAUUAACGAAACUAACGAGGAUAAUAUGAUAGAUACAUCAAUAAAAUCCAAUAUAUUACAGAUUAUACCUAUCCAAGUGGAUAUUGGAAGACAAAUAAGAGACACUCUCCCUAUUGACCG